Molecule: messenger RNA, 831 nt
Organism: Drosophila takahashii
Lineage: Eukaryota; Metazoa; Arthropoda; Insecta; Diptera; Drosophilidae
Source: RefSeq, a predicted model, not a curated record
AUGUUUCUCGGAAUACAAUUGUGUUAUUUAAUUUUCUACAUUUUGUCACACUUUCUGUCAUCAAUUCACGGACAAAAUGAGUGUGGAAAACUGCGUGAAAGCCAACUCUAUAAUCAGAAGAAGAUCACCGAACCGGAUGAGUACGCCUGGAUUGGAUUGGUUGGAUAUGGCGAUGAAGGUCCCAGAAAUGUCCAGUUCAAAUGCCUCUCGGUGCUGAUCAACUCGCGAUAUGCGAUCCUUCCCGCCCAAUGUGUAACAGACCCGGAAUUCAGCAAUCCCCUCAUCAUUGUGUUCGGGGAGUGGCAGGCCAAAAAAUCCUCCAAGUCGGGCGUUUGUCGCCUGGAGGAGGGCUUUAGGCAGUGCGCCCCACCUUCCCAAACGUUGGACAUCGAGGAACUGGUGGUGCAUCCGGGUUACCUAAAGUCUCAUGAACUCAAAUAUAACCUUGCACUGGCUAAAUUGGAUCGAGAUGUGGAGCUCUCUGAGUUUGUGCACCCCAUCUGCUUGCCACCCGCAGAGGGUGAUAAGGAAAACCAUAUCGCACAGAUUUUGCAUAUGGCGGGAUUCAGAAGAUCGGGCUUCAGGUUCAACUGGAAGGAAGAUGACUAUUUUCGGCAGAAGAUUAAGGUGACCACGACUAGUUUGCGUUACUGCCUCCUUAAAAUAUUGAUCCCAAUUGGCCUGACCGAAAACAAUCUGUGUGCCGUAAAAGACACGCAAUAUGAACUUUUCCCCGGAUCUCCGCUAAUGGGGAUCGAUGUCGUAGACGGAAAUCCCCAGAACUUCUACCUAGUUGGAAUUUUAAUCACUAGCCUUGAACUUGGAUACUAA